Messenger RNA from Python bivittatus (Burmese python), 1877 nucleotides. RefSeq names its product G protein-coupled receptor 132 (gene GPR132). Gene Ontology annotation, cellular component: membrane. Gene Ontology annotation, biological process: G1/S transition of mitotic cell cycle; G protein-coupled receptor signaling pathway; negative regulation of G2/M transition of mitotic cell cycle. The record is from RefSeq and is a predicted model, not a curated record. Lineage: Eukaryota; Metazoa; Chordata; Lepidosauria; Squamata; Pythonidae. Gene Ontology annotation, molecular function: G protein-coupled receptor activity.
GGCAAAGCAGCAGCACCAAGAUUGGUAGAUGUGUUGGAGAGGUUACUGAAAACCCCCCCGAGCUAAAUGACAUAACUUCCUGAACUAUUUCUAUACUUGUGAUAAAUUCAGAAGGCUUAAUAUGACAAUGGCUGCAUGCUGGCAAGAUUAACAGGGAUUCCAAAUGAAGAAAGCAUUUGUGGAAUGACACCACACAUAUCAGCAGCAUGUGCAAUUCCACAGCCCUGCCAUUCGAAGAAAGCCGCCAGCUUCUGAUUGUAGUAUACAGCUUCAUCUUUGCCUUGGGCCUACCAGCCAACUGCUUAACUUUUUUUGUGACACUUGUACAAAUUUGCAGGAAAAAUAUCACAGCCAUUUACCUGUUUGGUCUGUCCCUGUGCAACCUUAUGUAUCUGAGUACCCUUCCUCUCUGGAUCAUCUAUGUGCAAAACAGCCACCGUUGGACAAUGGGGCGGAUACCAUGCCUGGUGACUGGAUAUAUCUUUUUCUGCAACAUCUACAUCAGCAUUCUUCUCCUGUGCUGCAUCUCUAUCGAUCACUACAAGGCUGUGGUACGCGCACUGGAAAGCAGAGGGAAAUGUUUUCGGUCCCAGAGGACUGCUGCCAUGGUCACAGUUGCCUUCUUUGGCAUCAUUGCUGUGAUCUAUAGCCCUGUGUUUUUCAGCAAAAAUAUCCAGGAUGAAAACAUAGCAACUUGCUUUGAAACUCCACUCAACUCCAAUUUGGCUGGGUACAACAUCAGCCGGUUCAUCCUGGGAUUUCUCAUUCCUUUGGGGCUCCUUCUUUUCACAUACUGGAGAAUUUUUCAAAGUACUAGGACCAGCAGCAGCCUCAGUCCAGACCAGAAAGCUAAAGUGAGAAACCUGGCAAUUGCCAUCAUUUCUGUAUUUGUAGUGUGCUUUGCUCCCUACCAUUUUGUGUUGCUUGUGAGAGCCAUUGUUUUCCUUUGUAACCGAAGUGAGGUAUGCCUAUUUGAGAAAAAGAUAUAUACUACUUCUGUGAUCUUCCUGUGCUUUUCCACUGCCAACAGCAUUGCAGACCCAUUUAUCUAUGUGCUGGCUAGUGAAAACGUCAGGCGUGAGAUAUAUCGCACCUUUCAGGUGUGUGGAAUUCAUCGGCCAGAUGAUUCCCAGUGACAUCUGAGACACACAGAUUGAGAAAUAAAGAAGACAGUAUUACCUCCCUUCACUAUGGAAAGUUUGGGUGGGUUCUUAAAAAGAUCCGGAUAGAAGGUGGAGAACAUUUUCAGAAGCACAGAAACAUUCCCUUUCUCUGAUAGCCACCAUCUGUUUCAAAGAAUUCUGAUCUUUGUGCAUUGAGUAGAGUGAACAGGCCUUUUAACACAAUGAGCUGCUAUUCAUACAUUAAUAAGGUCACAAUAUUGUGAUAUGCAACUGGGUCCAUGCAUUGCCUAAGAGAUGAUGAUGCACUGACAAAGGAUCCUACAGCAUCAGGAAGUUCUACUGGAGGGCUCCCAGUAUAGACUGUGGGUCAUUUAUCAAUUCUUUGCUAAUGGGGAAAGGACUAAAAUGAAAACAUGCACAAGCCAUAGACAAAUGCACAAUCAAUAGGCAAUGCUACCUCUCUGGGAUAUCUUCUAGGGCAGUGUUUCUCAACCUUGUCAACUUUAAGAUGUGUGGACUUCAGCUCCCAGAAUUUCCCAGCCAGCAUCAAGAAGGUUGAGAAACAAUGUUCUAGGGUAUGGGGGUUUUUUACUGUUGUCCAAAUGGUCAGGCUGCCUUUGAAUAAGAUAAGUUAUUCUUGAAUAAAUUACCCAAGUCUUUAUUGUAUUCCUUUACUGUUCAGACAAGCACAAUGUUGAAUAUAUGCAGUCCAGAUAUCUAUGGCAUUUGAUAGCACCAACCAUAUAUGCUCAA